Messenger RNA from Daktulosphaira vitifoliae (grape phylloxera), 860 nucleotides. RefSeq lists its product as uncharacterized. The transcript has 2 exons. The coding region runs from base 97 to 696 and encodes 199 amino acids. Gene Ontology annotation, molecular function: zinc ion binding; nucleic acid binding. NCBI's taxonomy places the organism in Eukaryota, Metazoa, Arthropoda, Insecta, Hemiptera, Phylloxeridae. The record is from RefSeq and is a predicted model, not a curated record.
UAUGCCCAAUUCACCGGGUGGACCGGGCCGUCCACCUAAUAACGGUUCUGGCCCCAUAAAAGUAACUUUGCACAAAAAUCGAAAAGACUCCGACGAAUGGUCAACUGCCAGUGCGAAACCAUCCGUUCGCCUGUUAUCUGUAAUAAGUGUCUUCGCUACGGACACACAGCCAAAUUUUGCAGAAGUAAGGCACGGUGUGCCUGUUGUGGUGCUAACGAUCAUAUUGCCACCGAUUGCCCUAUUAAAGACAACUCUACCCCAUCAUGCUUACAUUGCAAAGGAUCCCAUGAGGCUACAGAUCGCUCAUGUCCUGAAUGGUCCCGUCAAAAGGAGAUUAAAAAAAUCAUGGCUGUUGAAAACAUUUCGUACAACGAUGCCAUUUUUAUAUUUAAGAAUAACAUUGUUAAUAAAUCUAAAACUUUUUCGAAUAGUGUUUCAAACAAUGCAAAUAUUAUAAAUAACGCCAGUGCUCCUCAAAACCCUAUAUCUAUAGAAUCUUUUCCGAGCUUGACACAAUCAUUCUCCAAAAAAAGUAGAAAUACGUAUCAUGGUAAUAAAAACGGUGACCAAACUAUCAACCCGCAUUUUGUCUCUAAUAAAAGUAAUGAUUGGUCUUCUCCCAACGGUUCGUUUCUUGAAUACAUGUCCACUAACUCCUAUGCCCAACCUGCUGAGAAAUCCUGGAUCUUUGGCUAAUCAACUCUCUUCAGCUAUAUACAAUAUUCCUUCCUCUACAUUAUCAUCCCCCUCAACCCUAAAUCAAUUAAUUGAGUCUCACAUCCUUAACUUUCUCUCUUUAUCAUCUAAUAACAGUUUGCAGUAACUUCCUCAUCUCACCACAUUUUAUCAUCAUUAUUGUU